AUGCCGUCGAGUAGCGUCCUUCCGGCCGAGGAGGUAGCACAAACCCUUGCGUUUGCUCGACUUUGUCCAUUGGUGGAAGGGGAGCAGGACGAUGUCGACGACUGUCGCCAACGUGUCGAGUAUGAGGUGUUACGAGACGCCGAAGAUGACGACGACGACGAACCAGACGAGGAGAUCCUUCAGCUAUCAAUCCCGGAGGAGUAUCGGGACACUGUUGGAGGCACGGAGACCGCCCUCUACGCCUUCACCGGAGUACUAAGGGACGACGCCACUCAGGAGGAAGUCUUUCAUGUGGCAGCGCUAGAUACUGUGGAUUCGUGCUUGCGGGGCUUCAGCGGCACCAUUCUUGCAUACGGCCAGACGAACAGCGGCAAGACAUGGACCGUCACGGGCGGCGAGAGCUUCGAGGAUCGAGGCUUGGCGCCUCGAGCAAUCGGAUACCUCUUCCGCGAGAUCAGGAACGCCGAGACCAGUGGGCUGUCUACGCGCUACGCGGUACGAGCAUCCUACCUCGAAGUGUACGAGGAUCGCAUUUACGACCUCCUGGACGUUUCUAAUCGAGAUGACAAGCCCAUGGAGGAGUGGGCGACGGUUACGUCGAUGACCGAUGGCGAGGGAAACCAGGUGUUCAAGGGGCUGACGACGUUCGACGUCGACAACGAGGAGGACACCCUCAACUUGUUCUUCAUGGGCAACUCUCACCGCAUCAUGGGUGAGACACCCGCAAACCCGGGGUCUUCUCGCAGUCACACUGUGUUCACCCUUUCCAUAUCAUCGGAGACGGAGGAGGAAAUAUCCACGGCCCACGGAGAUCGGGAUGACGAUGGCGAUGAGAUCGUCCGUGAUGGUGGAGAUGGCGAGAAAAGCGUAACCCGAACAGUAGUGAGCGAGUGCGAGCUCACCCUGGUCGAUCUGGCCGGCUGCGAGAGGAUGUACAAAAACGACCGACACGGAUACUCCGCGGGCCUCGACGGCGCGACCGACGUCGAGCUAAGCGACCCCUCCGCCGUGCCGGAGCAAGAGGCGAGAAGGGCCGCACGGGAGCGUGAAGGCAAGAAGAUCAACUCCGACUUGCAGAAGCUUGAGAAGGUGAUGCGAGCGCUCCAGACAAACCCGGGGGCACACGUCCCUUACCGGGAGAGCACCCUGACGUCGGUCCUGCGAAAGCCGUUGGGAGGAGCAGAGUGUAGGACCGUGUUCGUGGUGACCCUUAGCUUGGAUCUGGAAGACCUGGCUGAGACCGUGGCUACGUGUAGGUUCGGGCAGAGCUGCCGCAAGGCGAUAUGCGGCAGCAUCCCUGAUCUUCCUGAGGUCGGCGACGCACGACUCGAGCCCUCCGAAGAGCUCCGCAUCCUCAGGCGAGAGGCGGCCGACAUGAAGGCCUCGCUCGGGGCUAAAGAAGAUCUCUUGCGAGAGCUAGCCGAAGAAAUCAGGGAGAAGGACGGCGACAUCGCGGAGGCAAUGGAGAAGCUCGAGGCGGUAGAAGAAGCGCACGCUUUCCACACGACGAGAUCGCCCACCGAGGAGGACAAGGGCGCAUGUGCCGUGCUCGCGAAGGCCCUCGCGGACGGCUCGAACGAUGCGGAAGAGGCUCUUGAGGCUCCCAAGGAGCUGGACCGCGUGUCAGCCCUGCAGUGCUGCCGCAACCUCCAAAAAAUCAUGAUGGCGGAGGUAGGGCAGCUGCAGGAGCAGGUGCAAGCCUUCGAAGAGGAAGAGAAACUCGCGAAGAAACUGGGCGGUCGGCUAGCUGACCGAGAGGUCACCGUCACCCGGGCUAUCGACGCGGCCCCCUCCGACGACCCCCGAAGCGGCAGCGAGCAAAGCGGCGGGGGGUCGAGAAGCGAGACUUGUUCAUGCGAUGACGGCGACCUCGAGAGCCUCCCCAUAGCCGACGACAACGAUGAUCGAGCGGGGGGACCGACGAUAUCGGCGUCGGAGACGGAGGCGGAGGCGGAGGCGGCGGCGGCGGCAGCGGCGGCGGGUUUGGCCGAGGUACUCCAGCAAGAGGGGGGCGGGGACGGUGGCGAUGAAAGCGGUUCUACGUACGGCUCCGUGGAGGGCAUGGAGGCGACGGCAGUCCUCGAGAAUGAUGGUAAGGGCGGGAGUGGUGGUCAGAAAAAUAAUUUUGACGCGCGAGGGGAGGAAGAGGAGGAGGAGGAGGGGCAAAACGAGGGAAUAGGGGCGGGGUAUGGGUCAAACCACGGCGACAGCGACAGGAACGGCGAGGACGAGGCAAGCGAGGAGGAAGUGGAGGAGGAGGAAGGAGAGGAGGAAGUGGAAGAGGAGGGGGAGGGAGAGGAAGAGGAAGAGGAGGAAGAGGAGGAGCCGGAAGAAGAAGAGGAGGAAGUGGAGGAGGAGGAGGAGGAGGAGGAGGAAGAGGAGGAGGAGGAGGAGGAGGAAGAGGAGGAGGAGGAGGAAGAGGAGGAGGAGGAGGAGGAAGUGGAAGAGGGCUACCACGACGACCUGGGGUCAACUACGGAAAGCCAUAUUCAGAAGGUCGCUCGCGGUCCAAGCAUACCACAAGGCAAGACUUCCGCGUUCGGGACUACCCCAGCUCAGCGCAAAGGAGGCUCUCGAGUUGGCGCCAACAGCGGCAGCAGCUGUGCGAGCAGCAGAAGAAGUAGUAGCGUGGGAAGCAACAGCGGCAGGUACCGCGCAGACAGCGAUCGUAGCAACAAAGAAGGUACGCAGAAUGAAGCUUGGGAGGAGCAGGAGCAAGAGCAGGAGGAGGAGGAGGAGAGGGAGGAAGAGGGGGAGGAGGAGGAGGAGGAGGAGGAGGAGGAGGAGGAGGAGGAGGAGAAAGUGGACGGACAAAGCGGGUGGGAUGAAUCGAGCGGACUGAUGAGGGACAAGGAUGACGCUACCGCAAACGGACCAAAAGGCGCAGUUAAGCCUUCCCGCGCACACCUCGAGCGUGGCCUGGGCACCCGCGCUUUCCGCGCGAGAGGCGAGGCGGCGGGAAGCACGAACAUCCGAGAUGGAGACCCUCCUAUCCCGCAGCACCGUCGAAGCCUCACACGGAACGUUGGCACGCGAGACGUUAGAGCUCGAGAACUCGGCUCUCGAGAUCUCGGCACCGGCGGCCGGGGGCUGGGCGACGCGGCGGGUAGCGAGGAUGACGGCAGCGAUGUCGUCGGAGGUCGCCCCCCGCCUCUUUCGGUGAUAGCGGACGAUGAGGCCGAAGGAGCGGCGAUCGGUCCGUUUCUUCCGUCGUACGGAAACGGCUUCGGGGCCGGCGGCAGGGGCAGCGGCAGCAACGUGUUUUCUUCCGGCAGUGCCGGGACCGCCCCCUACGACAGCGAGCGGCAUCGGGCGCUGCUCACCAAGGGCGGGUUCUUCGUGAUGCACGGAAGGUUCGGCAACCCACAGAUGCGGUUCGUGUGGAUGUCGCACGACCUGGGCACCAUCCUCUGGAGAUGCUGUGGCCACACGGCGGUGAAAGGAUCAGCCAAGACAACUCUAUUUGACUUCGUGCACCUCGGCUUCCACAAAGGCGCGCUAGCGACCGCGAACAAGCCAGCGGCCGCCGCCGCGGGGAACGCCAUGAAUCAGAUCGUUUUGACCGGCGGAGCGAGGAGGAACAAGCUUGUGCUUGAGCUGGACGGCGGGAACGCGGACACCGACGCCGAAGUUGUCCAGACGUGGUUCCAGGCUUUCAACUUCGCGGUAAACUUCGCCAACACCGAGGUGAUCUCGAGGAUGCUGCAGUCGUCGGGGCGGCGUCGUUCGACGCUGACGCAGGCGGCAGCGGCCCGGCGCUCUUCGCUGAACAGCGCGCUUCCGGUGCCUCACGCUCAGGCCAGCUCAACGGCGGCGGCAACAACUGUCGUCGGUCGCGAGGCGACGACCUACUCCGCAGCCGCGGACGACGCCCUUGUUCCGUCGACACCGGCCGAAGCUCGAGGAGGCGGCGCUGGCGUAGCUCCCCUGAGGACCAAAUCUCGACCACUUGCGGCCCUACGGCCGGCGCCGUCCUCGCUGCCGCCACCACCGUCAGCAGGGCGCCGCGCACCAGUCGACGACGCCAGCCCCAGCAGCACCAGCAGCAGUAGCCGCGGCAGCGUUGGUAGCGGUUCCGGUGGCGGCGGGAGCCGGAAGCGCACAGACUUGGCAGGCAGCACGACAACCUCGCAAGGAGCAUCAUUUGUUCGGCCUCCGCCGAUCGAUACGAGCAACCCGGCCGGGUUUGUCGGCCCCGCCAGCCCGUCGCCGAGGGGCCAGCCCGCACGAACCUUAUCGCCGCCCCCGCGCAUGGGGGCGUACGACGCCGAUGGCGACGCCGAUUUCGACAGGGAAGAACACCUAGGUAGCGGCCACCGCGACUACACCAGAGACGGCAAGGACGUAGAAACGAGAGAGAGAAAGGAGUUCCUGAAAUCUUUGGCCACGGAGGCGGCGACCGUCAUCAACAACAGGACCCUCACCAAGACCAACUUUGACCUGAGACCUCGUUAUGAUGAAGGAGAAACGUCGUCACCUUCAUCGUCCAACGCCCGCGCCAGCACCGCCACCGGCGGCAGCACCGGCUCUAGCAGAAGCCGCCGGGAGAGCGAAAGCAGAAACAAGGCGCUCUCGUUGCCUUUCCGCCAGCUUAUCGCCCACCACGCGCCGUCUGUCGCCAGCCACCAUGCCCUAGAAACGCCAACGCGGCGACCCGCGAGUCCCAGGGCGCGCGUAGGGGCCGUGAGGCGCGGGAGUGGUUGUGACGGCCUUGGCUUUGGUGGUGGCGUUGGAGUGGGUGUUGGGGGCGCACGCUGGGCGAUCGGCAAGCCUCUCAGCGGUACCGGGAGACGCGGGAGCGCAGGCACAGGCGAUAGCGACACGGGCAAGGUGUUAGCCGACGGCGUCCGAUGGGCUAGCAGCAAGCCCGCUAUCAACACCCGAUCAAUCACCACGGCACCGGCCCAACCGUACCGUGAACGUGCCGGCAGCGCAGACGGCCGCGUCCCGAUCGCCAUUGCUUCCGAUGGGCAAGCCGAAGAGAGUGAGAGCGGUUCGUCAACGUCCCCGCCUCCCCGAAGCAGAGCGGAGGCUUUCACCACGGCCAGAUCUGCACGCUCGCUGCAAGAGCGAGGAGGGGCGACGUCGCCCACGCGGGGGUUCGCCCGUGCAACCGCCCGGCGCUUGUCGGCGCUCGGGGCGAAGGCAGUCGGGGGCAUCGGCUUGGCGGGAACGGGUAGCAGCAGCGGACCCGCUGGCGUGAUUUCCCGAUCUCCUCCUCCUCCUCUUCCUCCUCCUUCAACCACUGCCACUGCCCCCACAGGAGGAGACUCUCCGGGCGCGAGAGGAGACGGCCCGCCCCCACCCCCCUCUCAUGAGCAACGUCGACGGAUGUCAGCUGCGCCUCUCACCGAGCAGCAGCUGCUACAGGUGCAAUCAUCGAGCCAGCCACAGGCAUCACUGCCCCGCGCUGGAGGGGCGACCUCGCCACCGCCAACCUCUGGCGCAUCCCGCAGGAGGUCGUCUGCGCAGCAGAGGCUCCUUCAGGACUUCGUGGCAAUGAACGGAGCCCGCUACCCCGGUGUCGGGCUCGGUGAUCCUGCGGCCGGUGGUGCCAGCAACCGCUUGGACUCCGCGGGGUUUGCCGCGCCAGCCAUGACGGCGAUCCGAUCAUCUCAAUCGCAAGCUGGCGUGGCGUGA
Messenger RNA from Ectocarpus siliculosus, 5640 nucleotides. The record is from the annotation of a GenBank genome assembly. NCBI's taxonomy places the organism in Eukaryota, Phaeophyceae, Ectocarpales, Ectocarpaceae.